AUGCGUGACGAUAUAACCACCAUAGACGUUACGAGUAUUCGUUCUGGACGCUCGGAGCGAACAAAACUGCGCCAAGUACGAAGUAUUUCUAUCGAUGAGAACCCGUUCAGAACCCAAGACACAUCAAUGGCUGCGUCCGUGGCAGAAUCUGUCAUUCUGGAGCCGGCGCCGUCGUAUAAAAAGUCUGGCGCCGAAAUCCAUCGCCCUAGACCACUUGAACUUGAGACAAACGACAACCUUCAGUCUCAGGCCUCAAUUCCGUCCCAGUCUUUAACUCCUCCCUCCCCAGUGUCUCCUGUCAAACAAAACUACGACCACUUGCACCCCGUGUCGAGAAAAUUCACCAUUCUCACCACCAACUAUAUCGACUGGUUUGUCUACCUUCUUCUUUUCAUUGUGUCGCUACCAUUCUACUACAUCAGGUCCAUCCACACCUUCCUUCCGUACCACUUGGGACUCACCAUUCUUGCGUACUAUAUUGCCAUUCUUAUUCCCCAGCGGUGGCCUCAAUUACGGAAAAUAGCCCAUCCGAUAUUGAUCCUGACAGCAGAAAUUUUAUUUUGUUGCUUCAUUGGCUCGUUGAUCUACCAUAAGGGGCUGCCCAAGGGCUUUCUUGACGACUUGAAGUACUACAAGACUGGGAAAAACUACUUGAACUUGUUCAACAAUCGAAUUGUCAUCGACAACAGCAGAGAACAUGCCAUGGACCCAAGCAACUUUACGGCAACUCCAAAGUGGCCGGGAUGCGGCGAUGUGCUCUCAUCUUUGAUGGACAUCUCCAUUGUGUCACUAUCGCUUCCCAUGUUCACACAUCGUCGUGAUUUCGUAAAGAACUUUUGGGUAUUGGUUCCUCCCAUUCUCGCUUCCAUCGCCUUGACAUUUUUUAUUUAUCCAAUUGUGAGCUACAAAAUCGGUAUCCAGUCCGAGAGAGCCAUUGGCUUCAUAGGUCGCUCUGUGACCCUCGCUCUUGGUACUCCCUUGAUCACGGCUUUGGACGGGUCAGUAUCGUUGAUGGCCGUUUGCACCAUUCUCAGUGGUAUAUGUGGAGUUUUGAUCGGCGAUACAUUGUUCAAAUUCUUGCGAGUUCCAGAGGGAGAUUUCGUGACGAGAGGCGUCACCAUGGGUAUAAAUUGUGGAGCAAUUGCUACGGCUCAUCUUCUUAAUGUGGACCCUCGAGCUGCGCUGAUGAGCUCAUUGAGUUUCAGUAUUUUUGGAACAGUUAUGGUGAUCAUGGCAGCUAUUGGCGCCAUCAAGCAAUUGAUAAAUUCCUGGGUGGGGCUCUAG
This is a messenger RNA of Meyerozyma guilliermondii ATCC 6260, 1284 nucleotides long. RefSeq lists its product as uncharacterized. Bases 1 to 1284 code for a protein of 427 amino acids. NCBI's taxonomy places the organism in Eukaryota, Fungi, Ascomycota, Pichiomycetes, Serinales, Debaryomycetaceae. The record is from RefSeq and is a predicted model, not a curated record. The transcript has a single exon.